GCCGUUGAAACUCAAAAAGACGAAUAAGAAGAAGAUCCAAUGUGGCGGCGCCCUACAGCAGCGUUUACUGACAGGGAAUGACUUAGGUCACAAUAGCAUCUUAAAUCUUGAAAACUAUAUAAGAAGUACAUUGAUAUAGUAAUAUGCUUCCAGAAACGGCCCAGUGUUUGAAAACGGCGGCUCCGUUGUUUUCUCAAACCGUUUUCUUGAAGGAUUUGAGACGGUUGUCCACACAUGGAGGAGCCAUGGCCAGCCACCUUCAGGCCCGGAGACACUUCGCUGUCAGCCGCUGUCUGACAGCCAAGGUUCCCCCUGAGCGCAAACCCAGGGAGAGAGUGGAGAUCCCCGGGCUGGAGAUGGUCACCUACGGGGAGAGGAUGCACUAUGUGCCGGGGCUGUCUAAGCCCGUUCACCCACAGUGGGAGAGGGACUACAAGGACCCGAGACAUUACAGGUCUCCUCCGGCUCACGAGAUGCCGCUGUACAAAGAAAAACCGUGCUAUGUGUACAACCAGAGGACCAGCGCACUGGAAGGUGUGCGUCAGGCUCUGUGGUUGACCAAAACCAAAUUGAUCUGUGGUCUGCCGCCUCAGCUCCUCUCAUUGGCAGAGAGUCCUGCCAAUCAGAUACCAGAUCAGGAUGAACGUGUGCAGAACGCCAUCAAACAUGCCCGCUUCUGGGACACGACAGAGGAACGACCGGGCAAAGAGAAAUACAGCAACACUUUGCUCUUGAACCUGCUCCAUCUAUGUGCAACUCUACAGUCCAGCCACCCAGCGAUUGGAAGGAGGAUCCUUGCUGAGAAAUACUCAUUGGCAGCCACAUGGAAAAGAGGUGAGGACCUGUUCCAGAUUCGAGGUCAGAAUGGUUUACUGCAAAACUGCAUGGAUCCUCUCCCAGAGGUUUCUGGGAAACAGGAAGUGGGCGACACAGCAGAUCAUGUCCUGGAAACCUUCUAUCCUGUCUCCCCUACCAUCGACCUGCAGAAAGUAAACGUGUACAAGGAGAUGAACUGCUCAGGUUUCAGGGGUGACUACCCUUAUCCUCAUGCCCACACACUUUACUUUCUGGAGGGAGCUGAUCCUCGCUGUAAGCUCCGGCCAGAACAGUUCAGAGCCAAGAUGUUCAUGUUCACCUUUGGAAAUGCUCUGGUCCGUGCACACAACCUGUAUGGGCCCCAGCGUGUACUAGAUCGUCCUGUAACAGUUCAGGCAGUAGGGACCAACGGCAGAAUUUUCCAGUUUAUGGUUUUCCAGCUCAACACCACAGAUCUCUCAGGAGACGACGGCAUCAAGAACCAGGUGUGGCUGGAUGAAGAUGUUGAGCUCUACGACUUUGCAAAAGUCCGACCACUCAUCAAGAAGAAGCAAGUGAAGGUACCAGCUGGUCUGGCAGGAUACAAGCCUGAAACAUUCAGCAAGUUCUUGGCCCUGUACCUACACGGGGCUGUGUAGGACUGUAGUGUGUGUGUGUGUGUGUGUGUGUGUGUGUGUGUGUGUGUGUGUGUGUGUGUGUGUGUGUGUGUGUGUGCGCGCGCGUGCUCUGAGCAGUGGGUAUGUGUGUGUGUGUGUGUACUCUGAGCAGUGAGUAUGUGUGUGUUUGUAUGUGUGUGUCUGGGAUCUAAACCAACUUUAGUCCUGACCUGCAUCACACUGUAUUGUCUGGAUAAUUUGGAUGGACUGAAACUACAAAACCAAUUUCAACACACUGACUCCAUGCCUCUGUUUGUUCUUGUAACUGUGAGACCUCACUCAAUAAAAAAAAGUUGUUCCGAAUAUGUA
Messenger RNA from Sander lucioperca (pikeperch), 1781 nucleotides. It is a transcript of the gene mrpl37, whose product is annotated as mitochondrial ribosomal protein L37. The transcript has 8 exons. Gene Ontology annotation, biological process: translation. NCBI's taxonomy places the organism in Eukaryota, Metazoa, Chordata, Actinopteri, Perciformes, Percidae. Bases 144 to 1454 code for a protein of 436 amino acids. The record is from RefSeq and is a predicted model, not a curated record. Gene Ontology annotation, molecular function: structural constituent of ribosome. Gene Ontology annotation, cellular component: mitochondrion; ribosome.